UCCGACUUUAGCAACAGCUUUUCUAGUUUAUGGGCGGGGGGAAUUGCACAAAUAUGUGCUGCCUCAGGGUGGCAUCCUUGCGAAGACGUCUGCCAACCGCAUCGACCUGGAAGAUCCGCAACUCCGCGCGUGCAGGGCUCCGUCGUUUCGGAGACUCUGGCAUUUAUCUCGCGGCACGUACCCGGUUGGAGGAGAGCAGAGAAGACAUACGGCUCACACGAAACUGAAAGGUGUGUGUCAGGGUGCGAGAACAUGCGAAGGGCGUGAAGUGAGAGAGCACAAGCGGAGCGAGCUGCAGAGGAGCUUUCACGAUGGAUUUAAUCGAGGUGUCCGCCUUGAACCCACUGGACGAGUACGAACUCAUCAGCAGGGCGGGGAGCGGCACGUACGGGGACGUCUUUAAGGCUCGAAACAUAAAGACAUCGGAACUUGCAGCUAUAAAAAUUGUCAAAUUAGAUCCUGGUGAUGACAUCUCUUCAAUUCAGCAAGAAAUAACAGUGAUGCGAGAAUGCAAGCACAAAAAUAUUGUGGCUUACUUUGGCAGCUAUCUCAGAAACAAUAAAUUGUGGAUAUGUAUGGAGUUCUGUGGUGGAGGUUCACUACAAGAUAUUUACCAUGUAACUGGACCUUUAAAGGAGAAGCAAAUAGCAUAUGUCUGCAGGGAAACUUUACAGGGCUUAUAUUAUUUACACAGCAAUGGGAAAAUGCACCGUGAUAUAAAGGGAGCAAAUAUUCUGCUGACAGACAGAGGUGAUGUUAAAUUAGCUGAUUUUGGUGUUGCAGCAGAAAUUAAUGCAUCUGUAGCCAAGAGGAAGUCCUUUAUAGGAACGCCAUACUGGAUGGCACCUGAGGUGGCUGCUGUAGACAAGAAAGGUGGUUAUGAUCAGCUGUGUGACAUUUGGGCUGUUGGUAUCACUGCCAUUGAGUUGGCUGAAUUGCAGCCUCCCAUGUUUGAUCUACAUCCAAUGAGAGCACUGAUGUUGAUGUCCAAAAGUAAUUUCCAGCCUCCAAAGUUGAAAGAAAAGGCAAAAUGGUCUUCUGAUUUUCAUACUUUUUUAAAAGUUGCACUUAACAAAAACCCAAGGAAACGUCCAACAGCAGAAAAACUUUUACAGCACUGUUUUUUGACUCAACUACUAAGUCGUACUCAAGUAAUUGAACUUUUGGACACUGUGAAUAACCCUGACAUGACAUUUGGACACUCAAUAGAUGACAGUGAUCUAGAGACAUGUGAUGCUUUCCCUGAUAAAAUUCACUCCAUAGGAAAACAUCCCAAUGUGGAGAGAACACACUCAGAACUGCAGUUUAAUCAAGUAAAAUUUUGCCCUCCUCUACGGAAAGAAACAGAGCCUUAUCCCGAUCAGGUGUCAGAUGACGAGUGGAAUUUUGAUAGGGAGGAUCACAGUAGUCCGGGUCUUUUGGAAUCCGUGGAACAGGCACUACAGGAAAGGAGUCUUACAAUCAAGAAAAGCUCGACUACUGAGUGGAACUCUUUUGAUGAUGACAAAUGCAGUACCAUCAAGCAUGCAGGAAGAAAUUCACCUUCACAAGCAUCUGGUUUUGGUCUUCAGUCUUCAGCUACAUCUGAGAAGGGCUAUAGUAGCAAAGGUCAUCUCCUUAAUGUAAAUGCGAGCUAUCCAUCUGGGCAAAAUACUGAUACAUCUAAAAAAUAUGCUGGAGAUCCUCACAUUUCCCCAGAAUGGGCAACUCUGCAUCGAAACACUGAUUCGAGGGCUGCAUCCCAUGGACUUCCUCCAACACCAAAGGUCCAUAUGGGUGCCUGUUUCUCCAAAAUUUUUAAUGGAUGCCCCCUGAAAGUGAAUUGUGCAAGUACAUGGAUAUUUCCCAAGACCAAAGACCAGUACUUAAUUUUGGGUGCUGAAGAAGGAAUCUACACUUUGAAUCUGAAUGAGCUUCAUGAAGAUACUAUAGAAAAGUUGGUUCCACAAAGAUGUACAUGGCUUUUUGUAAUGAACAACAUAUUAAUGUCCGUCUCAGGAAAAUCUCCUCAUCUCUAUUCUCACAAUUUGGUGGCACUAUUUGAUCAGAAAAGACAACUUCAGAAGAAACAAGGACACCUGUCUAUCAGCUCAAAUCGUCUGACUGAGAUCAUUAAUAGGAAGUAUGCUUCUACAAAAGUUACAGAUACCAAGGGAUGUCAGAGAUGCAGUGUAGUACGAAAUCCCUACAUGGACAGUACUUUCCUUUGUUGUGCAUUACAUUCCAGUUUGGUGCUGCUACUUUGGUAUGAGCCUCUGCAGAAGUUCAUGCUACUGAAGAAUAUUGAAGUUCAUCUCCCUGAGCCUCUUUCAGUUUUUGAGCUUCUUGUUCGGGAGAAUGAUGACUUGCCUCUGGUGUGUGUAGGCGUCAGAAAGAGUAAACGAACCAAUCAGGAUCUGGAGUUUGACAUAAUUCACCUUAAUGGAUAUUCAACUCCUGAAACAGAUAGCCCUCCAGUCAAAGCCAUUCAGGUGACACAGCUAGACAGAGACACGGUGCUAAUUGCUCUCGAAAAAACUGUGAAAAUAGUUAAUCUUCAAGGGGUGCCAGUUCCAACACUUGUUUCAGAGCUUUCCUUUGACUUUACCAUUGAGACACUAGUUUGUCUGCAGGAUAGUGUUCUUGCAUUUUGGAGACAUGGUCUUGCUGGGAGGAGCCUUGAGGGCAAUGAGGUAACACAAGAGAUCACUGAUGAGAGUAGAGUUUUUAGAGUACUUGGAACAAGCAGGGAUAUUAUUUUGGAAAGCACACCAACUGAGGAUCCUUCUGCUCUGAGUAACCUCUAUAUUUUGACAGGUCAUGAAAGUAGCCUUUGAGAUGUAAAGACCCACUAUACAGUAAAAAUAAAUGGUGGUGUGUUUAGAGAGCCAAAACGUCGGACUACAGAAAAGCACAAAAUGUUAGAGAACUUAAAUUUGCCUUUAGAUUAAGGCUGGUAUCAGUUAAUUUAUGGCACUGUUGGUAAGUGCCUUGAGAAAUGAUGGAUUUAAUACUUACCUCAGGAACAAGAUGUCUUCCAUAGUUCUGUGUACUGCAAAAUUGAAGAGUCUUUAUUGUAAUGUCCCAGGAUGAUGCUGUUUGACUAACAUCUUUUGAAAAUCAGCUGAAUUAAAUUGACAUUUUACAUAUUGUUGCUUUUAAACACAAAACUUUUGUGGAGUUAAAAAAAAAAGUGUUGCACUUUUUAAAUUCACAUUUAUUAUUCACAUACUUCCAGCAUUCUGACAAGAUUCUUCAGUAAUAAAAAUAAACCUUACGAACUAUUGCAUUUCUUUGAAAUCUGCAGACAGGUAGAAUAUCUGCUAUCUGUUCUGAAUUACUUUGAAUGGACAAUGAAGAAAGGUGUAAUAAUAAACUUUAUAAGGUGAAACAAAGUAAUCCUUUUCAAAAAUAAUAAAUAUCUAUUUGUUUGGUACAGUUUAUGAUAUUUUUGUACUAUGCUUAAAGGUUAGAAGUUAAUAUAAGAAUAUCUACUUUUACAAUUCACUAAGGUUUAUUGAUGCAAUCUACAUUACAGACUACAGUAUAAAACUUUUAAUGAUACAAUUGUUCAUUUAAUGUAAGCUGCUUUGCCGUACUGUUUUUAAGAUAAGAAAACAUAUUUUUUUAUUUUUCUUGUGAUGUUCAGUUUAUAGCAUCUGCCCAAUUAAUAAAACAACCUUAAUAUGAUAAAACUAUUUUCCAUGGUUAGUGCAAAUACAUAUGGAAAAAAUACAAAUUCUGUUAUUAUUUACAGAAUUCUUUAAAACUGUAAAAAAAGAAAAAUGUUUUGGAGAUGAUACAACUCUCUUCAGAUAAUUGGUGUAUAAAUGCAAAGUUAUGAUCUGUCCUUUGAUACCUUUGUAUGUUUUUUUGCCUUUCUUGGAGUUUUUGAGUUAAGGCACAAUUUUUUGAACAAAGCAAUAAUUGAUACACUAGAAGCCUACUUAAAGUAAAGGUUGGUAUUUGCUGGUUUGUUUCACAUUAUUUGUCUUUUCCUGAGGUCUUUUGGGAAAGACAUUAAGACAUAUUAGUGCUGAGAUUAUCAGUAAUAAUCAGCAAACAAUCAGAAACAGAGAUAUUAUUUAAAUAACAGCAGCUAACACCUUAUACUCUGUUGGACAUUUAAAUAUGUUCAAUAAAUUUAUGACUCUUUAUGCCCUUUGUCCUUCCAUGAAAAAAAUGUACUAAGCAAUUUAUUCCAUAUUCAUUGAUCAUUACUCAGAUGAAAAAUGCUUCAAUGUGUUUUGUUAGAUGACGUUUAGUACAUGCCUGUUAAGAACCUGGCUUAAUUUACUCUUUAGAACAGGUAUUAUGCUGUGUAUAUGUAUGUUUCUUUUACAGAAACUUAGUGUAUGGGAUGCAAGUUGCCUCAUAAAGGUUAUCUCAUACAUCUGUUGUAGUGCAUUAGUACAGGAUUUGCUAUAAGGAUUUUCCUGACCUGAAUUUUUUUCACACUUUUUUAUUUUAUAAUCUGGAAUCUUACUUAAUUCUGAUUUUUUGCACUAUGAAACAUAAACAGUGUAGAGUGUCAAAGUCAAAAUAAUCUACAGCUAUUUCCAAAUUAAUUAUAAAUAAAAAACAGAAACAUGUUUUUACAAUUAUCUCUUUAGUUAUUUUUUGAUAGAGGCAUAUUUUAGUCUUUUACUGUAAGUGUGUAUUAACUUUGCUCAUUUGAAUACUGCAGUUCUCAUUGUAGAAAUUGUCAUGCCUCCCUUAAGUUGGAUGAAACUGAUUUUUUCCCCAUACAUUUAAACCUGUGUGCUAAUAAAGGGAUUGGGUAUUUGGGUUCAGACAUUAAAAUGUGUAUGUGGUUAUGAAUAUCUUAGAAAAAUAUCUUAGAAAAAUAAUCAUUUAUAUGAAACACCUAUUGUACUUUUUGUGGAGGACAGAAAUAAUCUUACACAAAACAAAUUAAUAAUUGAAGAAAAUGCUAAAGAAUGUUAAUAGUUGAAAACCUUUAUUGUAAAUUAUUCUGUAGUAAUUUAAAAAUUGUUUAAUUACACUACACUACACUUUUAUCUAUAGAGUUAAAUAAUAUAUUGCAUUUUUCAUCCUGUGAUUUUAAUAUCCAGCCACUUCAUGCAUUUUACAAUAUUUUUAUUUAUACAUUGUAAUUUACAUUUUGUUUUUAUUUUCAAACCAUGCACAAUUUUCUAUAAACAUGUACAGUGGUUUUUGGUCAACAGUGAUUCAUUUUACUUACAGUUUUCAUUUUGCCUUUACCAGCUACCAUUCAGUAUCUUACUACCUCCGUAAUGUGUUUUUUUCCCUUGUCCAUUAUAUAAUCUUGAUUCCAACAUGCAUAAUGCAGUAAGGCAAAGUAAUAAGUUUUAAUUGUGAUUAUACCCUUUCCACAUAGAUACAAGAUUUAAUUUCUGUUUUCUCUGUCAAUGUUGCAAAAGUUAAUAAGUGAAUGUUUUUGUUUAUAUUGUAAAGAAAUUUGUUAUUAAUUAGGGAUCUGACAAACCUUAAGCUGAAAACCAGGCUAAAAACUAAAAUGACACACCCACAAGUAGCCCUUGCAGUAUCUGUACUGUCUGCUAUUAGGUCAAAAUAUUUGUGAGCAUAGCUUUAAAGCUGUUGCACGGGCAUUAACAAAAAGCACACUGUAUAUAGUAGUUAACAAAGUCAUUAAAGAAUUAAUCAGGACCAUUCCAUACAAAAAAAGACUAUGACUAAAUGCGCAUUACCCAUUCUGUAAUUUCCGCUUUCCCUAUCUGCAACUAAAAGUCAUUUGUGAAAGACAGCUUGUACUGCAUUCUUGAGGAUGUAGGUGAACUUGGCAAUAGUAAAUGAACAUACCGAACCUUAUUGAAGACAUGGACAGGCUUAAGAAACAUUACACAAUGAAGCAUGUUUCCAAAUAAAGUAAUAGUAAUCUUUAGUUCUAGCAAGUACAUGGGUCAAAGAAAUUCUGUGAACAAGUACUGAAGAAGUGAUAUUUUUAUAUCCUGAUGGUACAAGAGUCUGUAGAGGUUUGCACAUUCAGGUUCUCCUAUUAUUUAUAUGCAGUAGAUAGACAGAUAGAUUAAUAUUAUCUCUCUCUAUAUCAACCUGUCUCCAUGGAGAAAUUUGGAUUUUUAUAGAAGCUCAGUAAAUAAAUAAACAGAUAAAUAUAUAUAUAUAUAUACAGUGGAAUUAUAUAGUGAAAUAAUCAGCCUUAACACACAGACAAAGGUUUAGGGCAGCCAUCUGUAUACUUAAUCCCUGGCUACAAAAGGGCAAAUAUAAGCAAGAGUUGUGAACAGUUGAGGUAAUCUGGCUUUUAUAGUAGGUUGGGGGAAGUGACAUCAUCUGGGGGCCAGAAUCGGAAGUGAUGUUCUUGGGGUUGGAACCAGAACUGACGUCUUCAGGGCCGGACUCUGGCAGAAUUUCACAUCUUUGAUCUGCCGAAAUAUUAUUUGGAAAGAUUAGUGCACCCUGCCGCCCUUGCCUGACGUGGAAUUACCUUUGAUUGGUCCCUCUAGCUGCCUCCCAUGCGCAUGUGUGUGACUAUAUAUAUAUUUAUAUUAGGGGGCUCACCCACUGCUCGCUUUGCUCGCCAACCCCCCCAGCCUGCGCCAGCCACUUCGCACCUCUGCCACUCACGUUGUGAAAAGGGGGGCUGAACGCACCAUAAGGAGAUGCAGUCGCUCCUCCGAAACCCCCUCUUAAACGGUGAUACAAUGGGAAACAAAUUUUUUUUUUUUUCCUCCUGUUUGCUCGAUCAGCUGCUGGAUUGCUGCUGCUGCCGUGCUGUGUGAUUUGCAUCUAGCGCAGCACUUUGAACAUUUAAAAGCCUGUACAGCAGGCUUUGUCUUUUAUUUCCAGCCCCAGGCGUGGUUAAAUCUCUUGGCACAAAGUAUCGUCUUGCGGGACAAGAGUUCUUGAUAUUUUUUAGUUUAUAAUUUAAAAACGGAAUAAGAUUCUGAAAAUCUAACAACAUCACAUUAAAGUUUGAUAAAUUCUGAAAAGUAUGAUACCAAACAUAUAUAUGUAGAUUUUAAAAUAAGCUCGAUUUAAAGCGUGACUUCUAGGCUUAGUAUUUUAUAUAUAGAGAGUAAAUAUAUAUACAGUAUUAGGGUGUUUCAUUUUCUAAGGCAAAAAAUAAAAUGUAAAAUUUUUGCAGGCUUUGCUUACGCCCCGAGUCUCAGUGAUAUAAAAGAUAUAUAUGCCAAAUUUCAAGAAGAUUGGAUAAUAUUUAGAGGUUGCACUCUUUGAUCAGUUUUGUAAAAGUAGGCAAAAAAUAUGAUUUUUCAAUGUUAAUUACUUUUAUUGGGAAAACUAGAAAUCACAAACAAAGUAAUAUUAAAACUAGACACUAAGAUUAAUAGGUAGUAUGCAAAACAUGUGUUAUAUUAAUCAACUUUGAACGAUGCAAUCCCUUCUUUUGUUCGCUUGGUGACGACUUUUCUGUGAUGCUUGACUACCCUCAACAAGAAUUGUUUUUGUUGUUUGUCCCUGACCAAUUCGUUAAACUUUUUUAUCAGAGCAAUUCCUCUUUCUGCGGUAUCAUUGACCACCUUAAGAGCAUUCACAUGGCUUCUUAGAGAAUCACUGCAGUAUUCUGUCACGUCGUGGAUCCCAAACAAUUCAAAGAACGUCUUUGUUUUAUUAGUAACGAAAUGGCUCAGGUCUUUUCCUUCAAAAACUAGGUUUUUACCCUCUAAUCGUUUCAUUUCCUUUUUCUUUGCAGGUUUGGUUUCUAAAGUUUUAGUCAUAUUUUCCUUUUCAGCCUGAGUAAUACGUUCGUCCAUAAAAGCCAAUCCUACGUUUGUUUCUGACAGAUACCAAAGGUGUCUCUUAGCAACUGUGAGAACACUUUUUUUGACGUCUGCAUCUGGGUAAGUGCUCAGAAGCUGUAGCAUAUCCAAAUCGUUCUUUGGAGCCCAUCGACUUACAAUUGCCUCGUGCCAAAAGCGACCAUAUAUGAGGCUGCAAAAUGUGCAACCCGUUUCAUUCCUUUCAAUUUUCGUUGAGGAAUAUUCAACUGUUUAGUGAAGAGGACAAUUUUAAGUGCAUAUAUUUCCUUUGCCAUCCACCUUGCUUGAUGCAGAGCCCCUGGGAUCCUGAAACUGAAUAUUAGAAAUUUCACUAGUUUGAAAUAAAAGUGAUCAAUGUGUGCAACCCCUAAAUAUUAUCCAAUCUUCUUGAAAUUUGGCAUAUAUAUCUUUUACAUCACUGAGACUCGGGGCGUAAGCAAAGUCAUAUGAAAAUCACAUCUUUGGAAAAAUGAA
Messenger RNA from Erpetoichthys calabaricus (reedfish), 8198 nucleotides. RefSeq names its product mitogen-activated protein kinase kinase kinase kinase 2 (gene map4k2). NCBI's taxonomy places the organism in Eukaryota, Metazoa, Chordata, Cladistia, Polypteriformes, Polypteridae. Bases 312 to 2816 code for a protein of 834 amino acids. Gene Ontology annotation, biological process: protein phosphorylation. Gene Ontology annotation, molecular function: ATP binding; MAP kinase kinase kinase kinase activity. The record is from RefSeq and is a predicted model, not a curated record. The transcript is spliced from 32 exons.